Paraglomus brasilianum is the source of this 369-nucleotide messenger RNA. The record is from the annotation of a GenBank genome assembly. NCBI's taxonomy places the organism in Eukaryota, Fungi, Glomeromycota, Glomeromycetes, Paraglomerales, Paraglomeraceae.
AUGACCAUGAAAAAAAAUAAAGAUUUCAAAAACUUAACCGAAGAAGAAAUAAUUGCUCGUUUAGAUAGCGAUAAUUAUGAAGGAGGGAAUAUUGGUUUGCCCGAAAAUCCUACUUUGGAAGAAAGGACUAAAUAUAAACUCUGUAAAUCAAUUUUGACCUACCAACUAAAAAAUAAAUUGUCUUUGGGGCAAGUAGCCGAAAAGUUAGCCAUUUCCGAAGAGGAGUUAUAUGACAUUUGUCGAGGCAAGAUAAAUGAUUUUUCUAUUUCUCGUUUAAUAUUCUACUUGGAAAAAUUAACCACCGACUAUGAAUUGAUAGUGUUUAAUAAGAAACAAAUAGGAAAUGAAUUAAAUAUAAGAAAUAGUUAA